AUGGCUAACGAGGAAGAUGUUCCACUGCAAGACGGCCCGGCGCAAGCAUCUCCACCCCCACCCCCUUCCCCUUCCCCCUCUUCCUCCUCCGGCGAAGACGAAGCCCCCCAAGUCGAAUGGCUCGCCACCGGCCGCGCGAAGCGCUCCACAGCCGGAAACCGCCUCCACUCCCUCCUCCAGCAGGAAGAGACCGAUGAUGAGCUCGAACUCCUCUUCGCAGAAGCCGACGACGAUGCCGGCUUCUCAGACCACGAGGCCGACUCGGACGUGCAGAUGGACUCGUCCUCGGACGAGGACGAUCAAGGCCCUACCGCCGGGGAUGAUCUGGAAGGUGAGAAGGAGUUGGAGAAGCAGGCGAGGGCUGAGAGGUUGAAAAAGAGGAAGCAGGACGGGGGCCGGGGCGUGCCAAAGGCGUUCAAGAAGAGGGUCAAGAUUGACCCGACGGUCGUGAGCGCGCCGCCUCCACGACCGAAGAAGAAAUCCGAGCGCGCGAGUUGGAUUCCGACGGCUGAGGAGGCGCCCACCAGAGCGUCGGCCAGAGGGACCACGAAGCAGAGUAAGGAGCAGUUGCAUGCGCAGAUGGUGGAUCGCGAGAUCAGGCGACUCAACCAGCUGGCGAAUAUGGAUCGGGCGGCGAAGAGGAGGGAGGCCGCGAAGAAACCGCCUAUGACGCAGGAGGAUCGUUUGAAGGAGGCCGCGAGGGUUGAAAAGAGCAAUUCGAAGAGCUUGUCGAGGUGGGAAGAGGCAGAACAACAGAGGGAGGAGGAACAGUUGGCGAAGCUGGCGGCGUUGAAGAACAGGAAGGUAGAGGGGCCGGUCGUGACGUGGUGGAGUGGGAUAGGGGAGUGGGUGGGGGGGAAACUGAGGAAGGUGGGAAAGAAUAUGACGAUUGAGGACAAGGAGAAGCCGAGUAAGAAGCGGAAGCUCAACGAGGAUGAAGAUGAGGUUGUGGAACCUGUGCCGCCAGAAUCGACGGGGGGUGUUAAGGAGAAGGAUGUAUCUGUAUCGACGGGAGCAGGACCCUCAGCGACUGCUCCCAAAGAGCCCAGCCCUGUUGUACAAAGGACAUCACCAAAUCAGUUCGCAAAGCCCUAUGUGCCCCCUCCAGAGAUGCGAUUUCAGCCUCCGGCGCCGUCACCUCGCUACAUUCCUGGGCCGCCCAACUCUUCCGUUCUCGCCCCUCCUGCUGGACUUCCCUUGAGCGCACCCCCACCUCCUCUGAAUGGCUUACACAGACCCUAUAUCAUGGGUCCUUUCGCACUCGACGGGUCCGCCCCCUUACCAGGCUUUGGAAUCUACGCACCACCUCCCCCUUUCACCCCCUCCACACCGUUCACACCGAACCGCCCUUCGCCACUACCGCCCCCCGAAGUUCCCCCUCCACCCCCUACCAUCGAGCACGGGGCGUGCAACUACCUGAUCCUCGAAAACUUCAACGAAACCGCCAUCAGAGACAAGAACGUACAAACCCAGAUCUUGUUCGGGAGGAAAUUCAUCAAAGCCCCCAGACUCCGUCCCCCGCCUGUCCUCUGCGUCAUCACCGGCCACCCGGCCAGAUACCGCGACCCGGCCACGGGUCUGCCGUACUACAGCGCCCACGCCUACAAGGAGAUCCAGAAGCUGAAGCGCGGGGAGUACAAGUGGAGCGCGCUCGUGGGCGCUUAUGUGGGCGUUGGGGGCUGUGCCGCUAGGGGUGUGCCGGGGAGGUUCCUGGAUGCGAAGGCGCCUGGACCUGUGACUGCGACUGCGACGGUGACGACGACAGCGACAGCGACGGCGAGUGCGGGUGCGAGUGCGGGUGCGACUGUCGCAGUACCUGAGCCGAGUGUUGGGCCGAGUGUCGGUGGUGGUGGCGCGACGACUUCAGAUGGCGCUUGCGUAGCUGGGGAUGUCAAGACGAGCGUAGGGACGAAUCCAGGAACCACCGUGGGCGCGAGUGCGACCGCGAUUGGGCCUGCAAAUACAAAUGUAACAAAUGCGAAUACCCUGUAA
This is a messenger RNA of Drepanopeziza brunnea f. sp. 'multigermtubi' MB_m1, 1992 nucleotides long. RefSeq lists its product as uncharacterized. Gene Ontology annotation, biological process: chromatin remodeling; regulation of DNA-templated transcription. Gene Ontology annotation, molecular function: ATP-dependent H2AZ histone chaperone activity. Gene Ontology annotation, cellular component: nucleus. The record is from RefSeq and is a predicted model, not a curated record. NCBI's taxonomy places the organism in Eukaryota, Fungi, Ascomycota, Leotiomycetes, Helotiales, Drepanopezizaceae.